UGGAGCGGAAAAACUGAAAAGGGCAAAGAAGAAAAGACUAGGCAAUGGCCUACGUUGUGUCUUGGAAGCUUAGCCAUUCCUUCGGUUUUUUAUGUGUCUUCGUUAAAAUCGCCCUCAAAUCCUCAAAUCCGUUUCAGGUCCGAGUCCCCGUCACCUUCUCCACUCUCUCUUCCCUCCCUCCCUCUUCUUCCCAUUACACCCGACCACAUUUUCCUCCAUUACCUUCUCUCUCUCUCUCUCUCUCUCAUGCAAAACAGCUAAUGAAGUGGUUGAAACACAAACCUCUAACUGUAAUCAUUUGCCCAGGUACUCUCGUUCUCUCUAGUUUCUCUUUCUUCUAUUCUCUUCCCUUUCGUUGUCAAUGUCUUCAAAUUUGAAUGUGCCAAGGGAUACGCUUAUGUUCUGUGACCGUGACGCGUGAUGCUUGAACCCAUUCAUUUCAUUAUUUUCAGAACCCGGUGCUUCGUUUAGGUCAUCUCUCCUUUAUUCUGUUGGACUUUGAGAUAUUCCUGCUAAUGACUAACCAGGGUGAGAGAAGCUUUAUGAAUUCAGAAGCUCAUCGCCUAAAGAACAGAAUGAGACAACAGAGGAAUGAUAUGAGCGCCUUAAACCUAGAGGCUGCUGGAGCCAGGGAUGGGACUGGAUCUGUUGAGUUUGGAGAUGGACAUACUGAAAAUUUGCGGGAAGGAUGCAGUCAAAGUUCUGUGGAGGCUGAAUCUUUUCAGGCUAAAACCAUCAUGGGCCAACAACCACAACAGCAGCACAGUGACUUUCGACUCUUUGGGAAUGAUGCUGAGGAUGAUGCAGAUAUUGCUACUGGAGACCAUCAGACUUAUUACUCUCAGGAGACUGUACAGCCAUUAUCCAAGAUGCAAAAUGAGUAUGGUGUGAACAGUCUCAUUAUGCAAGGGGGUUAUGUGAUGAACCCUCUUGAUCAAAGACAACAUUUAAUAGGCCUUAAUGACAUUAUGGCCCGUCGCCUUAAGAAUCGAGAACGUCAGCGUAGAUACAGGGCUCGGAAGCGUCUUGAAGCUGAUAUGAGUAGCAAUUACCUUCUAAGCCAAGCAUCUCCAUUGCAAUUAGAACCACAAUUGAAAGGGGGCAUGAAUAAGUGCAUGGCCCGAAUUCAUAGCCCCCGAGAUUGGAAGCAAGAUGCAAGAAAAGGCCAGGCAUCAGAGGGACAGGAAAGCACAUCUAUUGGGCAUCUGCUGCUUGCUCCAAAUGUUGUAAAAGAAGUACAGGAACAGGCUUUUGUUUCAGAAGAGAGGGGAGAUGGUAAAUUUCAGUCUGAGCAGCUAGUAUGUUCUUCCCUUUCUGAAGUUAAUGGGGUAAGACAUGGUCGGAGAGAUUGGAAAGCAGCUGCAAGAAAUAAGGUGGACUGAAGGAAUUCUGGUCAGGAGGUCUGUUCUGUUGGUCAUGCCCCUCAUUUCUUGGCAAUGAUUUGUUGGCUGGCAGCAUGUAUAUAUUACUGAUUAGGGUUAAAUUUUCUGGCUACAUGCCUAUUAGCAUUGAAGAUCUUCAAAAUAAGUUAUUACUCGCCAAGAACCAUUCUAUGGAGGAUGUGAUAUUGUGUAGAACAGAAACAAACACUAAUCAACUAUUUGGUCACCCCAGGCUGCAGAAGUGGGAUAGUAAAUCAGCAUUUCUUUGUAUUAGGAGAAUAAUCUGCCUUGAAUUUUCUGAGAUACAGAAAUUGAAGGCAAUUCUUGUUAAGAAUGACCAGAAAAGGGCGAAUUAGUACAAUUUAUACAUAACCUAUUUUGCAGAGAACAGGGCAUCACUAUUAAAUUUGAAUGUGUAUACCCAAACUGUAAGAUGUAAUAUUGUUUGCAUGACCAUACAAGCGGAGAGACUUCAGUGAGAA
Macadamia integrifolia is the source of this 1864-nucleotide messenger RNA. RefSeq lists its product as uncharacterized. The record is from RefSeq and is a predicted model, not a curated record. The coding region runs from base 516 to 1382 and encodes 288 amino acids. The transcript is spliced from 6 exons. NCBI's taxonomy places the organism in Eukaryota, Viridiplantae, Streptophyta, Magnoliopsida, Proteales, Proteaceae.